This is a messenger RNA of Cydia fagiglandana, 4939 nucleotides long. RefSeq names its product endoplasmic reticulum mannosyl-oligosaccharide 1,2-alpha-mannosidase (gene alpha-Man-Ib). Gene Ontology annotation, molecular function: calcium ion binding; mannosyl-oligosaccharide 1,2-alpha-mannosidase activity. Lineage: Eukaryota; Metazoa; Arthropoda; Insecta; Lepidoptera; Tortricidae. The record is from RefSeq and is a predicted model, not a curated record. The coding region runs from base 161 to 1909 and encodes 582 amino acids. Gene Ontology annotation, cellular component: endoplasmic reticulum; membrane. Gene Ontology annotation, biological process: mannose trimming involved in glycoprotein ERAD pathway; carbohydrate metabolic process. The transcript has 12 exons.
CGUGCCGUGCCGCAGGGGCUGAAAAAUCAAAAAAAUGUAUUAGAAAAUGGCAAUGGUGCCGGCUUUGCAGACGUGGAACUUCCACGUAGCGAGUCCUUAAUUUUCCUGAUUCAGGAUAUGGCAUAUCUUAAAAUGAGAAUUUUGUAAAAUUUAAUUCAUAAUGAGGAGUCCUGGAGCUGACACACAAAUUGAAGUGACCGAGGGCGAUCUACCAACAGAUGUUAACAAAUGGAAUCCCACAAUAGACACGUCUAUUUAUAUAAAUGAUCAGAGUCAGUCAAUAUCUCAUAGAAAAUUUAUAAGGAGAUGGAAUCGCUUAUCUCGCCUGCAGAGAUCCAUUGUGUAUGCAGUGAUAGUUAUAGCUGUAACAGUGGGGGUUCUCUUAUAUAAUGGUAGGGAAACAAAGCCCGAGGAAAAAACUAAUAUCAGCCAGCUUCCUGUGGAGCCAGUGAAGAAUUUGUCUCUAAUCAACGAGCCGGUCGCGGAACCAGUAUUAAUCAACAACAAACCCGCCUUUGAAAUUGAACUGAAUGAGAGACCAGUCUUUACUGGUCCCACAAACGCGAAACAGUAUGCAGUGGUGGAGAGCUUCCGGCACGCGUGGAAGGGCUACAAGACCCACGCCUGGGGCCACGACAACUUGAAGCCGUUGUCCGGGAUGCCUUACGAUUGGUUCUCGCUGGGGCUCACCAUCGUCGACGCUCUGGAUACUGCAUUUAUCAUGGGACUGACUGAAGAGUUCGAGGAGGGGCGCGAAUGGGUCAGCAAAGAGCUCGUGUUCACACGCAACAAGGACGUGAACUUCUUCGAGGUGACCAUCAGGGUGCUGGGCGGGCUGCUCGCCAACUACCACUACACGCAGGACGAGAUGUUCUUGAAGAAAGCGGAGGACCUAGGCGACCGUCUGAUGGCUGCGUUCAACUCUCCUUCGGGCAUCCCGUACUCGGACGUGAACCUGGGCACGCGCACUGCGCACGCGCCCGAGUGGUCCCGCUACAGCACCACGGCCGAGGUCACCACCGUGCAGCUCGAGUUCCGAGAGCUCUCGCGCGCCUCCAACAACCCGGCGUUCGAGGACGCAGCGGCAGCGGUAUCCGAGAAGAUCCACCAACUGCCUAAGAAACACGGUCUGGUGCCCAUCUUCAUCAACCCCAACACCGGGCAGUUCCUCCCGCACGCCACCAUCACGCUCGGCGCGCGCGGCGACAGCUACUACGAGUACCUGCUCAAGCAGUGGCUCCACACCGGCAAGACCAUCAACUAUUUGCUGGACGACUAUUUGACCGCGAUUGAGGGUGUGCGAGAAUUCCUAGCGAGGCGCUCGACGCCUAACAAGUACUUAUUCAUUGGGGAGUUGCUGGCCGGAUCUGAGGCCUUCAACCCCAAGAUGGACCACCUGACGUGUUUCCUGCCGGGCACCCUGGCGCUGGGCCACGCCAACGGGCUGCCCGACUGGCACAUGACCAUGGCCGAGGAACUGAUGACCACGUGCUACCUCACAUACAAGGCGCACCCCACGUUCCUUGCGCCGGAGAUCACGCAUUUCAACUUGGCGAGUGCCACAUCGGACAUGUACACGAAGACGGCGGACGCGCACAGCCUGCUGCGGCCCGAGUUCAUAGAGAGCCUCUUCUACCUGUACCAGAUCACCGGCAACACCACCUACCAGGACUGGGGCUGGCAGAUUUACCAGGGCUUCGAGAAGUACGCCAAGGUCCCCAACGGUUACACGUCUCUAGCCAACGUGAAGAGUGAGAAGCCGGUGCAACGCGACAUGAUGGAGUCUUUCUUCCUCUCCGAAACUCUCAAGUACCUCUACCUCUUGUUCAGCGACGACAGAUACCUUAUAGACUUGAGCAAAUACGUCUUCAACUCCGAAGCUCAUCCCCUGCCUAUACAUAAGUCUUAGACUGACUGACCGGAAAUAAUGUACAAUUAGCACAAACUACAUAGACACCACAUUACGAAGCGUUUACAAAGAGCAUGAGAUCACGAUUGGAGUAGCACAACUAAAGGCUGAUUUAGACGGCGCGCGAACUCGCAUGCGAUUUUAGUUAUAUUGCGGACAAUGGAUUACUUCCAAUUCAACCGACCGAUCAAAACCGGCAAUGUAAUGAAACUCGCAUCGUCUAAAUGAGCCCUUAUAUUUAAUGAAGGGAACAAAUGUUCUUGUUACAUUACCGUGUUUUAGUUCGCACUCCGUCUAAAUCAGCCCUAAGGGUGGUAUUCCACCUAUCCAAUUUCUUUGUCCAAUGUGUAUUGCGUCUCACAUUUUGUUUUAAUGGGACAGUGAGACCCAUUCACAUUGGACAGGUGGAAUACCACCCUAAGAUGUUUUCUACACCCUUUUAUACCUCUAAAGCUUAUUUUUUGUACACUAGUGGUGGUUUAAUUUACACUAGUGGUCGUAACUGUGACACUGAAAUAAGCGGUCUCGCUCCCAUACUAAAGUUAGUAUGGGAUAUGUGGUGAUCUCGAUUGUCUCAUGUGUUACGUAUUGUUGAGGUAGUCUGUGACAUUAGCAAAUAAGCGCGGUAAACCACCAUCGCUAGGAAGACUAUAUGAAAGAGGGUUAGUACUCUUCUUAGUUGUUGACUUACAUGACUGAAUUCCCACGUCCGAGCGACGCGGUCCUUAAUAACUUUCAAAUGCGGCCAUUUAUACAUAGAAGCCCUCAUUUAUAGCCGCCUAGCUGCUGCUAGCUGUCCUGCUUAAUUCUUAGUAUUGAUAUCAUACUUAAUUUUUUCCAUGAAGUCCGUUUGUACAAUUUUAUCGAACGUGUAUCUGUAUAUGGCAAACCGUGGCAUAUUAUUACGUUUUCAUUGCUAUUUGCCAUAAAAUUAAGUGUUGUUUAUUUUUCUAUAUGUACAAAGUACAUAUAGAAUAACAUCCUCGUACAUCUAGUGAAUUUAAAAUUUGCCACCCUUAUUGUCCUUUUGCCAGCGACUUCAAAACUUUCGCAAGAGUUGUGAAACUAACAUUAACCAUCCUUCUAAUACUUGGUACUGAAUCAAAGUACUUACGUUGUUAUUUAUAAAUGUAUUAUAUACAUUUGUGUACUUGUAAACAGGACUAAUAUAACUUUUAUAAUAAGUACAUUUAAUGCACGUAAAAUAUUAUCUUAAGGUAAGCUCCCGAGUGAGAUAACUUUUUAUUAUAAUGUGUAUAAUAUCUUACAGGUUUUAAAUUAGCUUGGAACAAGUUUCUUAUGUUCAUAUUAUUACAUUAAUUCAUGAGGCAACAUCUUGUAAUGCGCUUAGUAACUUAGCAUUAACAAGUAAAUACACCCGUACUGUUUAAAAUUGUAUGUAUGGUUGGUUGCCUUUUGGUACACCGAAAUACAUUAGGCACUUGUCCCACCGCCGACGAUGAGCGAUAAGCGAGUAGAACGAUAAACUAGAAACGAGUGGGCGAGCGGCGAGAAGCGAGUGUUAGCUCCAAUAGCUUUGUCGCUCGGCUAUAGACGAGUGUUCGAGAGCGACGGGCUAUUACUCGCGCCACUCGCUCGGGCGGUGCAGCGUAGCCGUGUUCGCAGACUGAUUGGUCUCGCAGCUAACUACGAAGCGAGCAUCGCCGAGCGAGUACCGCUGAGCUAGUUUUAUCUUAUCGCGGUGACAAACUAGUAGAGCGAGUGUUCUCGCCGGCAGUGUGAACAGCCAGCGAUGAACUAUUAAUAUAUGUGUCUCUUUUACUAACACAGGAUCCUAAUCUUUUGUUCGUUUCUUGGGCGAGAAAAUCGCCGAUAGUUAAUCGCUUACUCGCUCUUGGUGGGACAAGUGCCUUAGGUAUAGCAUCAUAAGAAUAGGCCACGUACGUACCAUGUCAUGAUAUCACAAAACUGCCGCGCCCUUUAAUUUUUAUAAUAAAAUAUUUCAACCAUAAUUUUUCACUUGGUUGUAUAGUUUGCAACAAUGCCUUUUCUUGAGAUGCAAGUCUUACCAGUGAGAUUAAGUUGAAAGUGAGUCAAAACGUAUGGUUUGACUUACCACCAUGUAAUUUUGUUUUGCGAGUACGGGACCAAUCGUCUCAUAUGGCAACAUCAUGUAUUUAUGUAAUAUAAAAUGAAAUCGAUUUUUUUGUAAGGGGAUAUUACUGCAAUGUUCUGCCGCCAGAGUGCAGCACUACCGACUCAGCAAAUUCAUAGACUAACUUAUACAUACUGUGCCUUAAACUGUUUUUUGACAAGUUUUCACAGACAAUAAAAUAUGACAUUGAUGCAUCAAGGCGGUUUGUUAACAAGGGCCUAUCGGUAAACGCAAAAAAUCGAAAUUUAGUUAUCUGCCUCUUUAUCGCCCGAAUAUGCAAGAGUGAUAGAGAGAUUAGAUAACGAAAUUUCGAUUUUCUUUUUUCGCGGUCAGUUGCCACCUAAGCAGGGCUUUGCCUAAUAUUCCCUAUUAGACCUUGUUUAUGAGAUGUUAUUAUUUUAGUUAGUUUAAUUGGUUUUCCGUUGGAACAUAUUUUAAUUAAAUUUUAUAAUGAGUUGUAAUAGUUGUAAAAAUUUUAGACUUAUAUAAUUUAUGCACUUAAUAUUCUUGUCGCGGUGUAUUGUGUGUACCUACACGUUAAUAAACCCCAAGAUCAAGAAUAGAAAGAUAACGCCCUGCAUGUAACCCAAUCAUAAUAGAAUAAUUCGCUUUAUUAAUAAUUUUGCGGGCAUUUAUGCGGUUGAUAGCUAUCGUUCAAGGUAUUUGUAUCAUAUUUUUUACCAAAAAGCAAGGCAUAACACUUAAUGUACUCUUAAGUUGUUUUUUAUUUUAUUGAAAACAGCCACUGUCGAUGGCGUGUAAAAAUGUAUUCUAUGUUAGUCAUUCAGUAAAUUGUAUGUAAAUAUUAUUUUUAUUAUGCAUUCCUGAUUUAUAAAUAUUUAGUUACCAAAAAAACUAGUUAGGCAAAACAUACUGAUAGAAUAGGUAAAUGUAAUAAAUCACGUAUCUACUUA